UCACCUGUACGAGCCCGAAGCGGGCGCCGUGGGCGGAGCUCCAGGCCCCGCCCCUCCAGGGGGCGGGGAGAUACCGGCUCGGACCAAUCCCGAGGGCGCGCUCGGCUCGGCCCCGCCCCUCCGCCGCGAUGGCUGCGCCCGGUUGCCACGUGGGCGCCGGGGCCCGGCGGGAGGCGGCGGGGGAAGCGGAAAGGGAAGCGGAAGCGGAAAGGGAAGCGGAAAGGGAAGCGGAAGCGGCGGGGGUCGGGGCGCUGCGCUCCGUGUUCCCCCGCGACCCCGCGCUCUUCGCCGACGCGUUCCCGGUGCGGCGGCGGUACCGGCUGGGCCGGCGCGUCCUCCGCAUCGCGCAGCACCACGGGCGGCUGGGGGCGGCCGCCUCCGUCUGGGAGGCGGCCCUGUCCCUGUGCCGGUACCUGGAGGAGCAGCACUUCGAUUUUCGGGGCCGGACGGUGAUUGAGCUGGGCGCCGGCACUGGCAUUGUUGGCAUCCUCGCUGCCUUGCUGGGAGGGGAUGUCACCAUCACGGACCAACCGGCGGCGUUAGAACAAAUCUGGGAAAACGUCCGGCUGAACUUCCCGCUGUCAACAGCCGCUCGGCCGCGGGUGCGAGCGCUGGUCUGGGGCCAGGACGAAGGGUCCUUUCCUGGGGGGUAUGAGGUGGUUUUGGGGUCUGACAUCGUGUACCACCCCCCUUCCUUCCCCCACCUCCUGGGGACCCUGCGGCACCUCUGUGGCCCCCGGUCCCUUGCCCUCCUCUGUGCCAAGAUGCGGGGGGAAGAAAGUGGCGCCCGCCGCUUCUUCCAGCAGAUGUUACCGGAGUAUUUUCGGAUCCAGCUGCUGCGACGGGAGCCAGAGGAGGAGAUCGAGAUCUAUAGGCUGACCUGUAGGGGUGGGGGUGACCCUAUAGAAGAGGGAGGGGGCACCCCCGACCCCGGUGUCACUCAGGGAGGGGCUGUCCCUGCACUGGGGGUGCCCUGAGGGGGGAUUAAAUGGUGACGAGGG
This is a messenger RNA of Tyto alba (common barn owl), 1001 nucleotides long. It is a transcript of the gene EEF1AKMT3, whose product is annotated as EEF1A lysine methyltransferase 3. The transcript has 3 exons. Gene Ontology annotation, molecular function: protein-lysine N-methyltransferase activity. The record is from RefSeq and is a predicted model, not a curated record. Gene Ontology annotation, biological process: peptidyl-lysine methylation. Bases 129 to 977 code for a protein of 282 amino acids. Gene Ontology annotation, cellular component: cytosol; cytoplasm. Lineage: Eukaryota; Metazoa; Chordata; Aves; Strigiformes; Tytonidae.